UUAAUUUUGUUUGGGGGUGUUAGUGAUGUAGAUGGAUGAGUCAGCAACGGUGAUGACAUGGAAGCUGACUAGGGUGACACCCGAGAAAAUGGAGAGGGUUCUUUCGACAGCACCCGUCUCACGUGCGGAAGGCUACAUGCUACAGGCCAUCCAAUUCUGUUAAGCAAUGAUGUCUUGUAGUGAAUGUUAGGUUCUCUUUGUAUUUUGAUGAUGAUUUAAAACUAUGAUUCAAAAGAGUUUAAUCUAUUUUUGUGCUAAGUGUGCAGGAAAAUUAAUCCAAGCCUCUUUCAAACAGAAAAAUCAUAAAAUUUCCUUGGCUUAUCCCUAAAUCUACUCAAGUUUUGAAGAGAUUUUUGGAGAUUGAAAGUCAUCAACAAGAGGCACAAAAGAAGAGUUCGAAAUUGAUUCAAAGUGGGGAGUUCUAAACUCAAAAGGUAUGAAUCUAGACUUGAAAAGGGGUAGAUGUGGGGAAAACUAAGAAACCCCAUUUCAAAUAGGAUUGGGUUGUUAUCUUAGGGAUUGGGAUUUGAGUAUUAGAAGCACAUUAGGAUUGGGUUUUACUUUUGUCUAUAAAAAGGAGGGGCUUUUGGCUUCUAAGGGGAUGGGAAAUUGGAGGAAGAGAGAUUGGAAAAUUGGGAAGAGAAGGAGAGAAAUCUGAGAGUGUGAAGCAAAGGAAGGAGGAAAUCUUGUAUUUGAAGUUUACAUCAAAUAAAUAAAUUGGCUUUUCUUCAUUACAGAGUAAUUUAACAAAAUCAAUUACUGUCAUUUUAAGUUUAGGUUAUCAUUUAGAAGCUGCUGUUUGGGUGAGGAUAUGGGUACUGUGAUUUAGUUUGUGCUCCGGUAAUCUGAAAUAAUGAACAGAUUUUGUUUUU
Rubroshorea leprosula is the source of this 872-nucleotide messenger RNA. Lineage: Eukaryota; Viridiplantae; Streptophyta; Magnoliopsida; Malvales; Dipterocarpaceae. The record is from the annotation of a GenBank genome assembly.